Molecule: messenger RNA, 968 nt
Organism: Caenorhabditis angaria
Lineage: Eukaryota; Metazoa; Nematoda; Chromadorea; Rhabditida; Rhabditidae
Source: the annotation of a GenBank genome assembly
AUGCUUCGAAAAUUAAAUUUACAAAAUUUGGCUGAAAAUCUAGCACUUUUCAAGUCAAAUCCGAAAUUUGUGCUUUUCGAAAAUGCAGCUAAUCUACAAAUUCGACAAACUCUUCCAAAUCAUCCAUGCAAUUUCUAUAUUUUCGAAAAUUCUCGGAAAAACUUGAAACAAUUCUAUUGCAUACGUCACAAUCUUUUGCCUGAUAAUGAACGAUCGAUUUUAAUGAUAGAAUCAGACGGCGAAUGGAAUUCAGAUGAUUUGGAAAAUGGAGUCAAGAAUCUUGUCGAAUAUGAAGAAAAUCUAUCGAAAAUUGGGUUAUUUAUAGGAAACACAAAAUUAGCAGAAACUGUAAGAUUUCGAAUUCGCCGGGGAUAAAAAAUUACAAGAUUUUUCAGUUCGCUCAAAUAAUUCCAAAAAUUCUACCAAAACUUCAACCAAAUGGUUUCUGGCCUUGUAAAUUAUUCCACGUGGAUCCAUCCAAAUUUCAAAAAAUUCUAGAUGCAAAAUUAUCCGAUUUACCAGAAAAUAUGCGAUUAGGAAAUACGAGAGUUGAAGAUGCGCAAAUUAUAAAUGACACGUGGAAAUUCGCAACACCCGAUGAAGUUUUACAACAACGGUAAACUGGGUUUUAUUUCAAAUAAUACUUUGAUACGGAAAAACAUUUCAGAGAAAAAUUGUCGCGUCUUCCAACAUCUUGCGUUUUUCACAACGAUGCUCCGAUAUCUUUUGAAAUGAUUGGUUUACACGGUCAAUUAUCGCAUCAAUUCACAUUUCCCGAAUACCGUAAUCUGGGUCUCGGAACGAUUGUCGAUAUUUCACUGCUUCAAAAAGCCAUCGCUUUUGGAAUUCAUCCUUAUAAAUGUGUGGAAGUGGAUAAUGAGAAAGUUGUGAAACGAAGCAAGAAUCAGGAAGAAGUUUGGAGUACUGUAGAAGAUAAUGUUGUUUACAUUGGGUUCAAUCGUCACUGA